Rotaria socialis is the source of this 1326-nucleotide messenger RNA. The record is from the annotation of a GenBank genome assembly. Lineage: Eukaryota; Metazoa; Rotifera; Eurotatoria; Philodinida; Philodinidae.
AUGAAUAAUUCACCUGAUGAAUCUGAUUCUGAUUCAGGUGAUGAUGAUGAUGAUGAUGAUGAUGAUGAUGAUGACAGUAUUUAUAUGCUUGAUUCGUUUGAUGCAUCUGAAUCAUCAGAAGAUGCAGCCGAAGAUAACGAAGAACAACGAUAUUUAACUACGGCUAACGAUCAACUGCAUUCCUACGCAGCAAAUAAAACUGCAGAUGCUUGUAUACAACUAUUAAAGUUAUUGCGUGAUUCUCAAAUAAGUAUUAUUGUUGGUAGCGUACCCAUAAAAUACAACGUUUUUUAUUAUGGAAUAAUUGCUGAUUGUUCUGCUCUGUCACUUAUUCUCAACUUCAUUAGUCAUACAGGAUAUUUCUGCUGCUUUUAUUGCUUUAUAAAAGGUAAACAUGAUCGAAGAUGUAGAAAACGUCAAUAUAUUUAUUCAGAUCCUGUUUGCGCUCGUGAUCCUACAUCGUUUAACAAUCAUAGUCAAUUAGCUGAGUCAAAUAAAUUGAAAGUGUAUGGUCACCAUGGCAGAAGUAUAUUAGAUGGGAUUAUUGACAUACCACUUCCAUAUGCUAUAAUUUGUGACUAUCAACAUGUUAUCUUAUUACGCCAUUUCCGUGACGUAAUUAAAGCAAUUUCUUGUUCAUUACCAACAAAAGUUCGUAAACAAAUUGAGCAAAACCACUUUGCUGAAAUUUAUCAGCGUCACGGUUCAUUAGCUUAUAUAAAUACUUUUUCACAGGUGGAUUUUAUUGGCUACAUAUCAAGCAAUCGAAAUGGUAAGUAUCAAAUUGGCGGAACUCGACAUUUGGGAGAUUUAAUAUUGCAUUAUUACAAUAUUGAUAUGUACCUCAGCAAUCAUAAAUCAACAACUUCAUCAUCAAGCAUUAAUCAAGGGUUAGAUAUCGUUUUAGAUACACAUUAUUACAAAGAUAGAAUGAUUGUUCUACAGCACGCUGUUUGUUCAUGUUCAUCGAUAGAGUCUUGUAUCAAAUUUUUUAAAAGAUGUGCAAAACAUGGUUAUAUAUAUCACUCUUUACUGUAUAAAAAAGGAGGAAAUUCGAACAAUCUCUUUGUACAAUUUUCAAAUAAUGGUAUUGAUUUAGAAUUUGGCGAAAUAGCAAUUUUUUUCCAACAGAAGGACAAUCUAUAUGCGUGUAUUAGAAAAUACAAUUCUAAAUAUCCAUUUAGUGCUUAUUUUGAAAAAUCAAAAUUUUAUAAUAUACUUCAUGAGCCACUAGAGAUUGUAAAACAUUGUGUUGUUUUUCUUGCUGAUGAUGACAAGAAUUGUGUUAUUGUAACUCCGAUAUCUUUUUACGAUGAACAUGAUUAA